This is a messenger RNA of Emericellopsis cladophorae, 801 nucleotides long. RefSeq lists its product as uncharacterized. The coding region runs from base 1 to 801 and encodes 266 amino acids. The transcript has a single exon. NCBI's taxonomy places the organism in Eukaryota, Fungi, Ascomycota, Sordariomycetes, Hypocreales, Bionectriaceae. The record is from RefSeq and is a predicted model, not a curated record.
AUGGCAGUCAAUCCACCAACUUUCCUGAGGAUCCCUACAGAGAUCCGCAUGAUGAUAUACGAGCAUCUUUUGGCGACCAACGAGCACAAUGCCAUUGCCAUCCGCAAUUUUCCUGAGGACAAAAAGGGCGACUACGUCAAGCAGAAAUGCAGGAGCAAAUACAACAUUAUCGACCGGACAUUCGCCCGUCGCUCAUAUCAGACCACCUACUAUCGGGCGUCAAAGGCCGAGCUGGCGCCAGCCAUUCUCGCCGUGAACCGCCAGAUCAGAGAAGAGGCCUCGUGCUAUUUGUACGGGAAGAAUAUGUUCACAUUCGGACAUGAUCUUGAGGCUGUCGUGCCAUUCAUGGAGGACCGCACCAAAUCGACUCGGGAGCUUGUCCGGGAGAUUUCGCUGCAAAAGAAAGCAUGCGGCGGCGACGACUUGGAAGCCGACUCGUACGCCUGGACGGGCGUUUGCCGCUACAUGAAGGGCAUGGACAGUCUCAAAAAACUUCGCGUCGUCGUUCAGGCGGGGUUGCCCACCGCCGAAUGGGAGGGACCUCGGCAACUGAGCGUCUCCGACUUGAGGUUGUUGUAUGCAACCAAGCAUCAGAGUCUAGAAUGGGUCAGAGAGUUGGCGCAGAUCGGCGACAUCGAGUCAGUCGAGAUCGUCGCAGACAUGUCACCCACGGCGAAGCCCGACAACAGCGCGUCCCUCAUCUCGGCUGCGUUUUCUAAUUCAAUCGAGACGUCUUUGAUUGAGUUUAUGAGGGCAGACUUGGGGGUGCCUGCGGUGAGCCCCGCAAUGGAAGCAACCUGA